GGCAUGGAGCGACUGGAGGGAUGGAAUCAGUUCUGAUUGGCGCACACACAACAAGUCACACAAACGGACAAAUACCACAACGGACACCCUCCCUGUUUACUCAGCUAGAUGAAGAUCAUCAUGCAGAUGACUAAUUGCGUGCGCUACAGCAAUGACUGUCCAUCCAAAGGCAUCCCGAAUCACGCCAUACGACAAACACACACUUAGUACGCACCUUGGGGCACCACACGUGCCUACCUACAGUCACUCCCCCUCCCUCCCUCCCUCCCUCUUUGUGUGUACAGCAGACCCCUAUGCAGCCACCACCUUCUGGCGGACGAGCGCAGCUGUGCGGGGGUACCGCUGAUCUGGGCGGCGCUUCCAAGCGACGGGGGGCUCCGUGGUGCAGAUCUUCAGGCUCGAGUCAACGCGGACCAGGAAAUCAUCGGCCGCCUUGUCCCCACAGAGAAUGAGGAUCGUCCCAUCCCACUCCAUACUUGCGCCGUCGACCGACCACUCGUCCGCUUUGCGGCAGCCCUUCCACUGGCCCCGUGGCUGCCGCAUGACGUCUUGGGUGAGCUGGUACUCCUUGGGAGGUGGAAUGAUGAGGUCAUCUGGGAGCGUGAAGUGGGGGCGCAGACGAAAGUCGAACCCGUUCACGAAAUCCCUGUCGAUCAAAACGACGAUGAUAUCCGUGAAGGAAGAGUACACGUACUCGUCACCUGCAGACAGACAGCAGAAAUGGAAAGGAUCCAUGCGCUCUGCGUAACCUCUCUCGGCUGCUCACGUUUGGUCGGCGGGUCGGGAUCAGUCAAAUCGAUGCUGACGUAGGUCAGGGGGUCUGUUGACCAGUCGGGCCAGCCCAGAUAGUCCUGGCCGUUGACACGGCUCAGAUCCACACACUGGCGGACACGGUGACUGAAUAGCGAGUACUGGCGCACCGCCGGGGGCCGCGUGUCGAAGACCGCCCGGCUGCCCGCCUGCCGCAGAUCGUGUGCCGUGAUGGUGAUGGGCAGAGAGGGGAGGCGGUGGCUGUUCUUGAGGUAGUAGAUGAGCGACACACAGCGGUCCCAGCAGCCGCCCUCCUCGAUGACAUACAACACCCGCAACAGAUAACCCUCCCUGGUGUCGACCAGCCGCAGCACGUCCACCAGGUCAUACCAGAUUAGACGGCACAUUAUGCCCAGGCAGACCGGCAACAAUAUGCCGAGAUGCCAUCUCAUGGCGACAAUGACCGGCUGAACGGAAGACUCGUCGCUCGGGGGCCACAUCCAGGCGAUGCAGAUCUCAGAGAUGAAAAGCAACGCCAGAGCACAAUCGAAGCAGAUCACGCCGCCGGACCGCAGAAGGUCAAAUGCGUCGCCAUACGCCACCGAAAACUGCCGAAACGCUCGCACGACGAAGGACGCCUCCCCAAGCCAUCGGAUGGCCACGUCAAUCACAAGAAACGGAACCACCCAGGCGAGAAGGUAGAGAAGCCCCUGGAAAUCCGCGGGAACACAGCCAGCUGCUGCACCAGAAACGGUGUCAGGACGACGGCCCAGCUGUGGAUGGACAUGUAAAUGAAGAUGAAGACGCGGAAACCCACGGCUACUUGAACGAACGAGAGUGGAGACCGCACUGAAGAUCGCCGCCAUCCACUGCAGCAGAAUCUGCAGGACCGUCUCGCACCGCUUCUGGUAGGUGAGCACUCCACUAAGGCCCUUCUCGCGAAUGGCCGCGUCGAGGCGGUGCGUCAGGUUGACCUCGCUGACCAGCUGGCAGCCGACGCUCUUGGACGAGGCUCGAAGGGCGACGCAGUCAUAUGCCGUCAGGGAGGCCAGCAGCCGCCUCUCCACAUCCUCAGGCAAGCCGACCAACGAGCACGCAUCGGCGUCCGUCUGACGUGCACACACACACCCCCGCAGACCCGAUAGACCCAGUGGAUGCAGGAGUGGCCAUGUGUGAGUGGAGUGCUCUCUUACCAU
Vitrella brassicaformis is the source of this 1946-nucleotide messenger RNA. The record is from the annotation of a GenBank genome assembly. Lineage: Eukaryota; Vitrellaceae.